Messenger RNA from Porites evermanni, 3851 nucleotides. The record is from the annotation of a GenBank genome assembly. NCBI's taxonomy places the organism in Eukaryota, Metazoa, Cnidaria, Anthozoa, Scleractinia, Poritidae.
AUGAUUCUCGUAGACCUGGGCGGGACCUACCACCAGGAUCUUCGUCAAGAUGUUUUUGUAAAAGAAGAGUACUACUUUUUAAACGUAUCUGGAAUUGGAACGUUUACAGUGUACGACACCUUUGACUGCACCUUUGAAUGUCUCAGCAAUCCAUCAUGUUUGUCUCUGAACCUGGCCGCCUCCAAAGAAGCCGAUGGAAAAUUUUGGUGCCAGCUUUUGUCUUCCCACAAAUUCAUCAACCCAAACGAGUACAAGGAAAACGAGAGUUCACAUCACUUUUCCUUGAAGGUGAGCUUAAAAACUUAAAUCAUAUUCAUUGAUAAGUUUUCAGUGCAGUGUCCAUUGAUUGAAAACCGACAUCAACUAUAAUUUUAACAGCUAUAUACUGGUACAUUUGAAUUAGAUCAUCUGAUAGGCGUACAGUUUUGCGAUUUUAUCUAGCCAAGAGACUGUGAAAUAGUUUUCAGGAGGGUGUGUGAAAUGUACAAUUAGUUAGAACUGUACUGGCUAAACGUAAACUUGAAUCGCUCAUCAGUACAAAACGUUUUCACCAGAUCAAUCAUCAGUUUAUACCUAUGUUAAAAUGCGCUAUAGAAGUAUUAAAUAUUAUUAUAAUUAUUACUAUCGUUUUUAUUAUUUUAAUUAUUAUUAUUAUUAUUAUUAUUAUUAUUAUUAUUAUCACUCAAAAAGGCAUUUAAACACCAUUCAAUGCUUUUUAAAAAGGUGCAAUAAGCGACGUUACACUUGUGAGUUAAUUAAUAUCUAUGGCCUUUUAGAGAAGUGUGACCGCAAGUUGUUCACCAAAAUUAAGAACAAUGUUAACCAUCCAUUAUAUGCCCUUUUGCCGAAAAUCAAAGAGUCAUUUAGUCCAAGGAGUUAAGAUCAAAAACAAGUCAAUUACCACGGAUUAAUACAGAACGUUUUAAGAAUUGCUAUUUUAAUAGAAUAAGGUUUCAAUACAACUUGGCAAUUUAACAAUAUAGAUAUCCAAUGUUUUAUUAGGUUUUAUAUAAUAAUUGUAAAUGAUCUGUGCGAUUUUCUUAAAACGUUCUGUAUUAUGUUAUGUAUUUUAACGGGCGAAAUAAAGACAUCGUAAAAAAAAAAGAGAAAGAAUUUUCACCCUUGCUGGCGGAAAAUCGGCCAGUGAAGGAGGAUUUGGAUUAACAAUGCCUUUUGUUUGGAAGAUUGUGAAGUGCCUGGAUAGCUGAAUAGAUACUGAAGUUACCAUCCGUCAAUGAAGCAAGCUUCUACGCUAUUCAACAACAACAACAACAACAUCAACAAGCUUUAUUUGCAUGACUAUAAUUAUGUAGUUACAGUAUUGCAAAAGCUUUAACAUAAAGAAAAAACAAACAAACAAACAAACAAAUCAUAACAAUGAUAAUGCAAUGCAAUGAUUACUAUAGUCAAUCAAGUGUCAUCAGCAUGAUUUGAUAAAAAAUUAUUACGUAAAUCAUUACAUAAUGAGACAAAUUUCAACAAAUGUGAAUUUACGGAAAAAUCCUGUGAAUUCAUCAAUUUAAUUAUUAAUUCUGUGUAAGAUAGCUGAUUAAAGUCGACAAAAUUUUGUUGGAUUUGAUUUUAGAAUUUCUCCCUUGGGAUUUAGUAUUUUGGACAAUGGAAGAGAAAAUGAAAUUCGUCUUCAAGAAUCUAUCGUUGGGGGAAGUUUGAUUAUAUCUUCCAGUUUCAAUCAUGAGUUUGUGGUUACUUAUACGAAUUUUCACUAAAUCUUUCCUAUUAGCAGAAUUUCUAAUUACUGCGCACUUCACAAACAUGCGAAUUCUGAAGUUCAAAAGCCAACUGACGAUUGAGUUUUUCGCUGCUGUCAAUUAUCUUAACGGACCUCUUAGGAAACAAAUGGGCGCGAUCCAUUCAACCAAACUUUCCGGAAAUUUCGGUCCAAAACUCAAUGGAUCGGUUCGGUCCAACCGGAAAAGUUUCGAAAAAACGGGUCCACCUUUUGAGGUGGUCCACUUUUCCCGGUCGGACCGGUUGGAAUUUUGGUUGAAUGGAUCGCGCCCAAAACUUUACUUUAACGGGUUCAAAAGGUCAAGGUUUGUGAUUUGUGAUUGGUGGAUUUCGAUCCGUUUUGUGUGUUUCUGUGUUUUAAGGUUCGUUGCUUGUGAUCGUAAUUAUGAUUGACGGCAGCGAAAAACGCAAUUGCAAAGGCGGCUUUUGAACUUUAGAGUUCGCAUGUUUGUGAAAAGCGCAGUAAGUCUAGAUAACUUGAAAUUUUAUAAUCAUGUUUAAAUAAGCUGUAGAAUUGUAGUUUCUUAGAAUGAUGGAUUGUAUGUUGCCAAUAUGCAAUAUAUUUUUGUUUUAUUAUAUCUAUAUAGUGUUUGAUCUUCAGCUUCACUUAAAUUAUUAGGAUCAAAAUCAGGGAGGUCAUAAUAUUCAGAUGUUUUCAUAAGAUUAUGGUAAAAGCUAUUUUUACCAUUACAGUGAAGUUCUAGCGAAGUACGAAAGGCUUGUUUAACAAUAGUAUCCUCGUUUUUACGCAGAAGAUACAAUAUAUAAUAAAGGAUGUUUUUAUAAAUAUUAAUAAUUAAUGGCAACCGUCCUAAUUCACUUCUACUUACAACAUUUAAAGCUUUAUUGCUUAUUUCUAGGUAACGCUUGCAAAAUUUCAAGUGGGUUUUUUCAAUUGGGGUAUUGUCCCAAGCUUUAAAAUCAUGUUUUACAUAUACACCCCAAAUUUCGCUAUUAUAUGAUAAUAUUGGGGAAAUCAUCGUUUCAAAUAUUUUGCAAGCAAGAGAAGGUUUUAAUUUGCUUAAGUUUGUGUGUUUUCUUAAACUAAAAAGAGCAUGAAGAGCCUUCUCUUUCAAGUGUUCGAGUGAGAUAUUAAAAUUACCGGUUGAGGAGAUACGGGUUCCUAAAUAUGUAUAUUCAUGGACAAUAUCAAUGGUUUCUUUACCUAUAUGGAAUUCUAGAUUGGAGUUUUUCUUCGCUCGUUUUUGAAAGACCAUAACUUUGGUCUUUUUGGAAUUUAUAUCUAACAUCCAAGAGUUACAAAAAGAGGAUAAUGUGUUGAGACAGUUCUGUAAUCCUAUUUUAGAUUGUGAUAUAAUAAUUAAAUCAUCAGCAUAUAAAAGCGAAUUUAAUUUGGUACCAUUUGGAAGGAUGAUAGGGUCUGAUAAAGUAUUUUGAAAUGCGGUGUAAAGAAACUGCAAAGUCUCUUGUUUUGUCUCUUCCAGGUUAGAUCCCGGCCGACAUCCUGCGUCCAAUAUGGACAGCAAAGUGCCUCCAAUGAUGGCAUUUAUAAGAUUUAUGACAACGGAGGAAAUACUUUCUUAGCCUACUGUGAUCUGAGAUCUGAGCCCGGUAUUGCAUGGACACUGGUCAUGUCUUGGAGUAGAGAGAAUCGCCUUAUGUCUGCUUUUCACAACUCCCCAUUUCAGAUUAAUGCCCCAGAACACGAGACCUACCCAAGCUGGGAUCGUUACCGCUUAAGUCUGGAGCGAAUGAGAUCCCUGCAGGCUCACUCCACCCACUGGCGAGCAACAUGCAGCUAUCCGACUCAUGGCAUCGAUUUCAGAGACUACCUCCGAGGAAACUUCAAAGACUUUAACAUCGUCGACUUCAUGGGGUGGGGCACGUGCAAGAGAGUGGAACACAUCAACAUCAGGGGCUACGUAGGCACGAAUUUGACGGCGCCUUUCUGGCAGGAUAUACACAAUACAUUCAUUCUGCAUACCGACAGUGAAGCCGCUCACUGUGAGUUUAACGCUGCUAGUACUGGCGCCGUGCCAAGUGAAGACAACUUUGGCUUCUAUUCAUCCUUCAACACCAACUUUCGCUGCACACAGGGCCCCCAGUCGAACACCCAGUGGUGGUUUGGAGCUCAUGUCUAA